Messenger RNA from Hibiscus syriacus, 2346 nucleotides. RefSeq names its product phosphatidylinositol/phosphatidylcholine transfer protein SFH9-like. The record is from RefSeq and is a predicted model, not a curated record. The transcript has 15 exons. NCBI's taxonomy places the organism in Eukaryota, Viridiplantae, Streptophyta, Magnoliopsida, Malvales, Malvaceae. The coding region runs from base 207 to 2000 and encodes 597 amino acids.
CGAAAAUUCAAUCACCCGUUAACCUCGCUCAAUCCGUGUGGAAUGAAUGCGGUAUUUUUUUCAAGAAACCAGCUGUAAUAGAGAAUCGAACAGAUCUGUAAGAUUUGGUAAUAUAUAAGAGUGACAGCAUCUCGUAAUUUCUGAGGUUCUCUGUGUCCGUUUGGUUACAGAGUCAAGUUUCAUCACGAUUCCGGAUACAUAUUACAAUGCCUGGGGAGUUAAUAGAAUUUCAAGAAAAUGAGAGGUUUAGAAAAGAAGGGAAUUUGGAUUCCGAGAUGUAUGAGGACGAGAGAAGAAGAUCAACGCGAGCGAGAUCUCUGAAGAAGAAAGCGAUGACUGCUUCGACGAAGCUAACACACGGUAUAAGGAAGCGUGGCAAACGCGUGGCUGACUGCAAAUUCGCGGCAAUUUCUAUCGAGGAUGUGAGGGAUGCGGAGGAGGAAAAGACGGUCAGAGCAUUUCGCCAGGCAUUGCUUGCCAAAGAUCAGCUCCCCUCAAGUCAUGAUGAUUACCACACUUUGUUUAGAUUUUUGAAAGCAAGGAAAUUUGACCUCGAUAAAACUGCCCUGAUGUGGGAAGAUAUGUUGAACUGGAGGAAAGAGUAUGGAACAGAUACUAUUAUACAGGAUUUUGUGUAUGACGAAUACGAAGAAGUUCAGCGCUGUUACCCCCAUGGUUACCAUGGUGUAGACAAACAGGGUCGCCCUGUUUAUAUUGAAAGACUUGGUAAAGUUGACCCUACCAAGCUGAUGAAGGUUACUACAGUGGACAGAUUUUUGAAAUAUCACGUGCAGGGCUUUGAAAAGUCCUUUUUGGAGAAGUUUCCUGCCUGUUCUAUUGCUGCCAAGAGGCAUAUAGAUUGUACAACCACAAUAUUGGAUGUCCAGGGGUUGAACUGGAUGAGCUUUGGCAAGGUUGCACAUGAUCUUGUAAUGCGCAUGCAGAAAAUUGAUGGAGACAACUAUCCUGAGACUUUACAUCAAAUGUACAUAGUUAAUGCUGGAAAUGGGUUCAGACUACUAUGGAACACAGCAAAAGGCUUUCUUGAUCCGAGGACUACAGAAAAGAUUCAUGUUCUAGGGAACAAAUUUCAUAAUAAAUUAUUGGAGAUUAUUGAUCCAAGCCAAUUGCCGGAGUUUCUUGGUGGAACAUGCUCAUGCCCUAAUGAUGGAGGCUGUCUUAGAUCUGACAAGGGACCCUGGAAUAAUCCAGAAAUAAUGAAGUUGGUACGGUUAGGAGAUGCCCUGUAUUUGAGGAAAACAGAAAGUUCUUCUGAUAAUGAAAAUUUGGAAGCCAAACUUCUAUCUACAAAGGUUUCUCCAACUGCCUUUUUUAUCUUAUGCUUCGGUGUGUGGCCAGAUACUUCUGGUUUCAUGCAGUUGGUGCCACUUCCUGAAAAAGGAAGGAUGAGUGCUCUUAAUUCAAUGCGUGACAUUAUUGAACCAGAAAAUACUGCAAGAACUGAAGAAGUCAAUUCAACAAAUGAUGCAACUGGUGGUGUUACUCCAAGAAAGAAGUUUGUCCUCCAUGUAAUAGAUUUUGUGGUUUACUUUGUACUCAAAUUUUUGGCAUGUAUAUUUUUCUUUGCCCCUGGACCGGGAAGGUUUUCGGAAGCACUAGAUUUAAACCCACAAGUAGGAAACCAAUCUAACAACCAGCUGGCAGAUUCAGGGUCUCUAGAAAAUAGUACUUCUACUGAAUCAAAAGAGGACUCACUCCAUCCAUGUUGGCAGAGGCUACAAAAUUUAGAAACCUUGGUAACUGAGCUUUGUAACAAACCCACAAAAAUUCCUGCUGAAAAGGAAGACAUGCUUCGUGAUUCAUUAAGUCGUAUUAAAUCAAUCGAACAAGAUUUACAGAGAACGAAGAAAGCCUUGCUUGCAACUGCAUCAAAGCAAGUGGAGCUUGCUGAGUCAUUGGAACAUUUAAAAGACAACAGCUUGCCUGUGACAAACUCAUGUUGGCGAAGAAACUACAAACCUUUAAAUCCAGGAAGAUGAAUUUGCCUUUUUGGGUAUCCAAUUAUGCAAUUUCUAUUGUCAAAUCAGCAAUGCUAUAAUGGCAAGAUGCUAAUCUGUGGCGUGAUUUGAGAAGCAGCAGGUUGUCAAACUAUUUCACAUUAGUCUCGAUUGUAAUCCCCAUUCUGAAGAACUCUAUCUCAUGUCUGUUAUUGUUUUGAAUUUGGCAGUCGAGGUGACGCACCAGAGGUUUGAGGUUGAUGGAGAAUAAUAGUACAUGGAAAUAAAAUCUUUCUGACAACCACAAUAGUAGUUAGGGAGACGGAGACGGUUGUGCAUAUAGUUUUUGAAGCUUCUGUACAUAGUCCCCCCACAUUUCUUUAUUCCU